Phalaenopsis equestris is the source of this 1533-nucleotide messenger RNA. Its product is annotated as F-box protein At1g67340-like. The record is from RefSeq and is a predicted model, not a curated record. NCBI's taxonomy places the organism in Eukaryota, Viridiplantae, Streptophyta, Magnoliopsida, Asparagales, Orchidaceae. The transcript has 2 exons. The coding region runs from base 138 to 1457 and encodes 439 amino acids. Gene Ontology annotation, molecular function: protein binding.
AACUGCAAGGGUAGAAGGGUCUGUUUGCCUCGUUGCUUAAUCCCCUCUCAAUUCCGGUAUUUAAACCAGGAGAAAGUCUUCCUCCACCAGGCAAUCUUCACAUUCGGGACAAACAACAGGGGAAAAAAGAGAUAAAGAUGCAGACCCGAAGCGGGCUUUGCUACCCUCGGCCGCCGCCGGCAGCGAAGUCGCUUAAGACAAAGAGGUGUUACGAUGGCGGUGAUGGUGUCGAGCCUCGGAAGAGAGCUUGCACCGCGGACCAGAGAAACGAUUAUUUCAACGGUCUGCCGGCGAGAAGGCAUUCUUCAUAUUCGGACAAACAAGACGGCGAGAAAAUUAGGAAGAUGGACAAAAGAAGUGAGCUUAGACACACUCGGCCACCGCCGGUGGUGAUGUCGCCUAAGAGGGGCUACGAGGGAGAUGGUGGUGAACCUCGGAAGAGAGCUCGAUCGGCGGAGCAGAGAAUCGAUUUUUUCAACGGUUUGCCGGACGACCUCGUCCUCCUGAUCUUCUCAAAGCUCUCCGCUUCUGCUGCCUGCCCUUCUGAUCUCAUCAGCGUCUUCCUUACAUGCCGGAGAUUUAAUCAAUUAGCGAUGCAAAGAAUGGUUCUUUCCAAGCUAUCUGUCAAGGGGACUGCUGUAAGGGCUAAGAACUGGACGGAAUCAACCCAUAAAUUUCUACAACGCUGCGCGGAAGCAGGCAAUUUUGAGGCUAGCUACACUUUAGGCAUGAUCUGUUUCUAUUGUUUGCAAAACAGGGGACUUGGAGCCUCACUGCUAACAAAAGCUGCCAUGGCGUCUCACCCUGAAGCUCUCCACUCCCUCUCUAUCAUUCAAUUCAACGGUAGCGGUGGAUCUAAGGAAGACAAAGAUCUCCGAGCUGGCGUCGCGCUAUGCGCCCGCGCAGCUUACCACGGCCACAUAGACGCGAUUCGCGAGCUCGGACACUGUUUACAGGAUGGCUACGGUGUGCGGCAGAACGUCGCGGAAGGGAGACGGUUCUUACUCCAAGCGAACACCCGAGAGCUCGCUGCUGUGAGGAAAGGUAGAGUACCUGUAUCGUUCUCUCGUUGUUCUCUGCUUAGCGACUUCGGAUGCAACGUACCGACGCCGGAAGCACAUCCGGCGAACCGUUUCAUGGUGGAGUGGUUCGCGGCGAGGGGCGGACCGGCGGCGGCUGAUGAAGGGAAAGAAGGGCUGAGGAUGUGUUCACAUAGCGGUUGUGGCCGGCCGGAGACGCGGCGUCAUGAGUUCCGGCGAUGUUCGGUUUGUGGGGCGGUGAAUUAUUGCUCGCGAGCGUGUCAGGCGAUGCACUGGAAGACGACGCAUAAGGGCGAGUGUGCGCCCAUGGAGAGGUGGCUUGAAGGGCAGGGUGCGGUAGAGGUGGGGCAAGCUGACUUGGUGGUUGCCGGCGAUGCUCCGGCGGCGGCUGAUGUUCCAAUGGAAGUAAAUUUGUAGGAUGGGAGGGUAUAUUUUGUAGGAGACUUUCUGAGGUUUUGUAUUUUUUUUUUUUUUGGUAAUUUAUUUAACAUUU